GGUUAUUCAAAACACACAGAAGAAACGCGGGCAGGAGAAGCAGGAGAACCGCCACAAACUACUAUAAACUUUUAUACCAAUAUUUAUCUCUUUAUGUAGCGCGCCAGAAACGUGUUCGGUUUGUGAAAAUGAUGCCCACCACUACACGGAAGAGAAAGCUCGCCUCUCUGGACUCUGACAGUCACCCAGCCAAGAAGGGGGAGAGAGAGGAGAUGUCCCCCCUGAAGAGGAGGUCCCAGAGAAAUCUCCAUCAGUCUCCAACCAAAAAGAAGCCUGCUGGGCGUCUGGACAAGGAGAACUGUCCUUCACCACAGAAAUCCCCACGUAGACCAGCAGUCUCUCCGGCCAAAACGCCUCGUAAACCCACCGUCGUUACAAGCUCCUUCUAUGGCAAGAACAAGCCAAUCUAUCUCACUCCGCUAGAGAGGAAGGCGAUAAAGGAGUCUCUGCCUUCCCCUCCUCCUCUUCCAUCACCUCCCUCCCAGGCAAAAAAUCCAGAAAGGAAGAACAAGAAGAAUUUAAAAGGAGGCAGAAAGCCGAGAAAGGUGUCUGCAGGAUCCAGUAAUGCGGGGAAGAUGGUUAUGAAAAGCUUUUCGACAUCCACGAAGACGAUCAAGCUGUCAAAACCUAACAGCAGUGUCACUGCUAAACCAGCACCUACUGCAACUGCUGCUCCCGCCAGUAGCAUCAAACCAACAGAGUCCAAGAAAGCAAUCACCAUCACUUUCAGCAGCCGGAAGCCCAAACCGAAGAUAUUUGUUGGAGCUGCUUUCUUCGGUACAGGGAAAAAACCUAUGUCCAUGUACAAGAAAUCUGCGCAAAAGUCUUUGACAAGGCCAGCUUCAGUUCAGAAGAAAAAGAAAGCUGCGCUGCCACAAACGCAGAGUGAGAAAUCUACGCAACAGCAGCCGCAGCAGCAGAAACCUGCUCUGGUGAUGAACCAACAACAUAAACAUCCUCAAGAGACUGCUGUCCAGCCAGUCGUGGCAGAAGAGGAGCAGCAGAGCACCAAACAGAGAGCAAAGUUUGAUCCGACAGACUGGAUGGACUGUAUUGAUGAAGAGCCUAAAACUCCACAGCCAUUCAGCUCACCUAAAGUCUUGGCAGAGAAACAUGGGAUUACCAAGCAGCUGGUGGUUAUGCUGACAAGGACCCCAUCACCAAGCUCUGCAGCUGCAGCCCCAUCCACCACUCCUCGGGAUGGUUCUCUGGCAGACGGGGGCUCUGAGCCCGUCUUUGACCUGAGUGAUAUAAGUCCAACCAACGCUGCCUCCAGCCCCCCCAAAGAAUGUGCAGCGGUGUAUCCCAUCUUUGGCUCCGCCGCCAAGAGGUUAAAGAACGCUGCUCUGCGGCCUCCAGUGUCCAGCAGCACCCCGUCUGGCCCCAAAACACACAAAUCACUGCAGACUCCUCCUCCUUCAGCUAAAGAGCGAAGUGCUCGCAGGAGGAAAGAGAAGCAGGAUGGCGACCAACUCAUUAUCGAUGCAGGUCAGAAACAGUUUGGAGCAACAACCUGCAGCUCAUGUGGGAUGGUGUACAGUGCAGACAAUCCAGAGGACAAUUUCCAACACACCCAGUUCCACCAGCGCUUUCUCGACUCCAUCAAAUUUGUGGGUUGGAAGAAGGAGCGGGUGGUGGCCGAGUUCUGGGAUGGAAAAAUUCUCCUGGUGAUGCCAGAUGAUCCAAAAUACGCCAUCAAAAAGGCUGAGGAUGUGCGUCGUGUAGCGGACAACGAGCUGGGUUUCCAGCAGGUGACUCUGAGCAGACCCACACAGGCCAAGACCUACCUGUUCAUCAACACGGAGCGACUGGUGGUGGGAUGUCUCGUCGCUGAACCCAUACGACAGGCUUACAGAGUCCUUGAGCAGCCAGAUCGACACAAGGAUAUGACCAAGGACGACUUCAUGGAGCGACACAGAGCCUGGUGCUGCUCCACUGUCCCGGAACAAGCUCUGUGUGGGAUCAGUCGGAUCUGGGUCUUCAGCCUGGCCAGACGGCAGGGCAUCGCCACCCGCAUGCUGGACACCGUCAGGAGCAGCUUCAUGUACGGCAGUCAUCUAACCAAGGAGGAAAUUGCCUUCUCUGACCCGACACCUGACGGCAAACUGUUUGCAACCAAGUACAGCAACACACCAGCCUUCCUAGUUUACAACUUCAUCGCAUGAAGUUUGGAAAGAAUUUAAAACAAGGAUUAACGCUACAGUUCAGCCUGUUAAAUCAGUAAUGUAAGUCCUGCACAUUAACAGAUCUGUUGGAUUGUCUUUCAUAUGCAAAACAGUAAUGUUCAGGUUGGUGUUAGUUGGUACUGAAAACUGUGUCUAAGCUUCAGUUGCAUAAUUAUUGUGCGUUCUAAUCCGGAUACAGUAGGCUUAGCAGGUUUUUUUUUUUUUGUUUCACCUAUGACUUGGUAUUUAUACUCAGUGCCGCCCAUUUUACUGUUGAAUGUUGUGUGUAUAAUGGCAGAUGUUUAUAUUUUACUUAAGGAUCUUAAAUCUGGAGAGAUAAUAUUUCACAUUUCUGAAUAUUCCCACGUAGCUAGCUUUGAUUCAUGUUGUGUUUUGCAUCAAAGAAAACUGAAGCCUCCUUUUUAAAACUUUAAUUCAAAAGUUCUGUUUUUUUUUUCUUGAUACAAGCUCGAGGUUUUCAGGCGUCUUUGAAGGGAAAAUAUGUUUAUAGACACUGACCUGUUGAAAGGUGGAUACCACCGUUGUUUUUAUUGGCUUUCAGCUUUGUAAAUAGAUUUAAUAAACCUGUUGCCUUUGUUUUAUGAACCUAGACUUGAUUGUUGGAAAUGUAUCUAAUUAUUGCAGGAGCAUUUCUAUUAGAGCAUAUUCUCCAUUUCAGAUCAUGUUUGAGUGGAGAUUUCAGUUUCCACGGUAAAUCCACUAACCUGCUUGUUUCAACUGUAUCACAUAGUCAUCAGCAGAUGUUGUUUGCUGGAAUGUCACUAAUCAAAUUAUGUAGCACUGCUCAGAAUAGAAAGUUUGAACAUCUACAGCUCCAUGACAGAGUAAAUUUAGUCUACUGAUGAAAACCAUGCAAUAUGGUCAGAAGCUCCAGAACAAA
Messenger RNA from Seriola aureovittata, 3066 nucleotides. RefSeq names its product establishment of sister chromatid cohesion N-acetyltransferase 2 (gene esco2). NCBI's taxonomy places the organism in Eukaryota, Metazoa, Chordata, Actinopteri, Carangiformes, Carangidae. The coding region runs from base 129 to 2165 and encodes 678 amino acids. Gene Ontology annotation, biological process: mitotic sister chromatid cohesion. Gene Ontology annotation, molecular function: protein-lysine-acetyltransferase activity. The record is from RefSeq and is a predicted model, not a curated record. The transcript has 15 exons. Gene Ontology annotation, cellular component: nucleus; chromatin.